UGAAGCUUACAGCGUAGGCUUGUUUAGUUGUUUCGCUGUUGUAGUGACAGUUCAAUUCAACAAUUUUUUAUUUCCAGUAGAUAAAGUGUUAUCAUCCAUGGAUGAGUAAGCCUGUUCAUACUUGUUAUAAGGUAGAUUUUAAAGAGUUUCGUGAAAACGUUCGUUGGUUUGGAAAGGUAUUCGUGCAUCAUUUAAUCUCUCGAGAUUAGAAGGCGAAAUUGGGCGUUAUGUUGUCACGACCAUUUAUUUCGUUUCUGAACUAUGUCAUUUUUAUCUCAGUCAGCCUUCAGUGCUCGCCUACAAAAUUCAUUUCACUAUUUUUAGAAAUUCUGCGUUGACCUGAAAUACGUAAUCAAACAAGUAUCAUUAUUCAAACAUGGUGUAUACCGAGGCACACAUGACUUCCAUGCGCGGGGAGCUUGAAAUAGUGCAGAAGGCCCUUAAGCUUCAAACGAAAAGAUGUCGUCAGCUGGUUGCCGAGUACACCAGGCGAUUGCAGGAGAAAGAAGUUCAGUAUCAAUCGGAAAAAGCGCUGAGGGAUGACCAGUUAGCUAAGGUCCUGAGGGCGCUUUUGAUCUUCGAAGCCCGCCUGAAGCAAGAGCAGAAGUACAUCAGCCACCAACUGAACGAAAAAGACUACAUCAUCAAGAAACAAAGCAACGACAUCAAAAAACUGCUCUCCAACCAGUAUUGUAAAAAUUGCAACCAGUAUUAUACCUCGAGCCCCAUCCAAGAGAGUUUAGAAAGUAGCUCAGAAUAUGUGGUAACCGACUAUCAGUCUUCUAAUUUUGAAUCUUUGGAUAGUAGCAGUGAAACCUAUGCUUUGAUGUCAGAGAAAGAUUACAAUAAGUCUGAGUGUUCAUACCAAACAUACAACGAUGAUAUUUCUAAGUCUGAAACUGAGUCUGUGAAAAGUCUCUAUCAGAAGAAUAGAAAUAAGGAUUCCUUAGGAAGACGGUCGAGGAAGAUACCUCACAGAAAAAGCAUUGGGACAUACUUUGAAGUACUUAAAUUAAGAAACGAUAACAACAGUCCAAUGUCUAACGAAGAUAAUACAAGCAACGAUUACGAACAUUUAGAUUCGUUACCACCUGAGAGCCUUACUGAUAAAAUCAGCGAAAUAUCAGGAAAUAUCGAGUCGAUCUUCGAAAAGAACCAACAUCUCACUGCUGGAACUGAAUCUAGUACAAACAUAUCAACUUCUGAAUGCAAUAACACAGUAAUCAACAAGUAUUUUUCUGACCAGUCAUCAGAACCAACGAAGCUAGACAACCAAGAACCAAGUGAGACUAAGGAGAGGAAACUCUCAGAUACCAUCCCCGUGUUUGAAGCAGAUGAAGAGACAAAUGACAACUGGUACGCCAGUGCUAGUGAUCAAGAAGACGAGGAGCACAGAGAUAUUUACAGGAACAAUCCGGUGUUAGAAUGCAUGAAUCAAAUUCUGCUCCAGAAUAUCAACGAUCCAUUGAAUUCACCACCUAAGACCCCGAAUAUUGAAAGGAAGUCUAUGAAAAACAAGCGAGUUAAAUUCAGCGAUGAAGAACAAGAUACCAAGCCGGAGGGAUGCUCGGACUUGAAAGAAGAGAAUUUAAAAAAGAGGGAUGACGGCUCCAACCAUGACUACUACGAAACUCCAGUGCAAAAAACUCCAAACUUCUACGAAACACCCCAGAGUAUAUAUAGUAAUGACUAUGAACAGAUUUUGAGUAGGCGCAGUGAAAUUUCCACUGGUUCUCCGCCCAAUGGCGGUCUGAAACCAAGAAAAGUGGAAACACCUUCAAGUCACUACUAUAUAGACAUGGAUAGUAGGAGCGAUGAGGGAGACAACAAACUGGCGAGAAAAUUGAAAAUAUCAAGAACUCCGCCUGCUUUACCACCAAAACCAGCCAACCUAACGUCAAAAUAUAAAAUACAAAACUCUACUACUAAAGCACCUUCUGAAAAGAGCGAUGAAAGCGUUCUAGAGUUUGAACCAGAUUACUGUUCAAUAUCAGAACUAAAUUUACCUCAACAGAAGAAUGUUUCAUUUCAGAAAAUCAGUGUAGUGGCGGAAAUUAAUGCACCUUCUUCACUGGAUGUUCUAAAUAAGUUAAAGCCUCCAGGAGACAGCAAAACAGAAGUAGAGGGCAAACCAACAAAAUCUGAGAUCGAAAGUAAACUCGAAACGCCCAAGACGUCACCUGCUAUUGAAAACAACAGAAAUUCAGGUUCAUUGAACGAGAAGCUUGACAAUUUGAACAAGAAAGAGAGCAAGAUUGAUACUUUAAGCAAACUAUCUACACAUAAUGACAAUAAGGAUGACUUCCUAAACAAAAUGAAUCCACUGAAUGACCCCAAGAUGCUUGCUUUGAGUAAGAUUAAGUUUCCUAACGAAAAAAAUAUUGACAUUCUAAGCAAGCUGAACACUAAUAAAGAGAACAAAAUCAAGGAAAAGAUCGCAGAUUUCAAUCAGAUAAACGAGAGCUUAAUCGUGAAAAAGUGCGUAGAGAAGUUGAACAUUCAACUAGCUAAACAGACACCAAUUAAAUCAGAAGUGAAUUUGAAUACAUCGAAAAGGAACGAACCUGAAAUUCCAAAGUUACCACAGGUGUCAGAAAUAAUAAUACCUGAUGAAAAUGAAGAAAAAAAGGAAGAGCGUAUAACCCAAGACAAUUACGUGAAAAACAACUCGCAAAUUUUCAAGUUGAGUAAGACAGGCCGGAAUGACAUACCUCGUAGACCUAUUGUUAUCGGUUCUUCUGUAUCUAGUCUCAUCUCAGAGUUCAACAAUCAACAAAUAUUGUCGGAAUUGAAGAAGAAACCGGAUCGCAAAGUAAAUCAGCAUAUGUUUUCUAGUUUUGAUAAAAGUCAAAACUAUGAUAAACAAGCAUCCGUCAAGGACAAUACACUCGAUUCCUCAAAAUUUGAAAGCUUUGAUUUGAGUCAGAAUUUUGAGGAGUUCAAACUGGACGAGUGUGACAUAGAAGAAUAUAAAGUGGACGAAGAUCUAAGAAGCGAAUCUUCAGGAAAGUCGAUCGAGAAACCCACAGACGUUAUCACAUCGACUCCUAGAGUUGAAAUUGUUAGAGCUACAAAUGAUGCCUUGACCCCUCAGCUCAGCAGGAAUUCCAUAGAGAUGCUCAGAAAGCAGUUAGAGCAGCAGAAAAGCCAAAUUCACAGUGAGCAACCCAAAGAGAAUACCGGGUUCAAAGGAACUGAACCAACGUAUGAGCAUUUCUUAGAAUGUACUGGGCUUAGUUCUAAGUCCAUUUUAACACCUUCUAGGUUACUGAGCAAUCAUAAGAGUAUGUUGAAACCAAAAGACGUGAAACUACGGUCGAAAGUCAGGAAUAGCAACGGGAUUAUAUUUGACAGACAUGCAAAUCCUUCAGUCAAGUACUGGUCAGAACCAUACGUGUAAGAUUUGUAAAUAAUUAUGCGUGGAUACCACAAGACACACAUCUUCUAUCUCUUUCUAAGACACGUAUUCCACGCUUCUCGCGCUUCUCUCUCGUACACAUUACGACGUCACUGGUAUAUGGUUUUCACUGUAUGUAACUAGAUUGUAUUAUUGUGACAGUAACAUGUUUUAGAUGCCGAUCUAGGUGUCAGCUUAAUACUCCCCACUUAUAUUUUGAGUUCAUCCAACGAAGAUUGUUUUUCCCGUCUUAUAAUAUUUUUUAAAUAGACUUAAAAAGUGAAUAUACAUCAGUAGGACCAAUAAUUUUCAGCAACAAAUGCAUUUGAAACACUGGAAUCAAUUCAAAUAAUCAACUAAAUGUUCUAAUGACAGCUUCACCAUUAUCAAAGUCUGAAGUAUAAAUAAUAUAUUAUGUAUUAUCAAGUGGUUAGCAUGUAUAUAUUUUGUUAUGAUAGCUGUAUUUAUCUUACUUUUUGCAUUGUAUUCAUAAUUAUGUUUCUUUUUUAUUUAUUUUACAUAUUUAAACAUGUAAUACGAUUUAUACUAUAGCGUUCUAGUAUAUUUUUUGUGUUUUGGAAGAUGCUUUUAAAUAAGUGUGUUAAUUCCAUUGCGCAAAAUAAUUUUUCUAUUAAAGUUUAUAUUUAUUUGUACAGUAUA
Messenger RNA from Acanthoscelides obtectus, 4057 nucleotides. NCBI's taxonomy places the organism in Eukaryota, Metazoa, Arthropoda, Insecta, Coleoptera, Chrysomelidae. The record is from the annotation of a GenBank genome assembly.